UUGUAAAUCAAUUGAAAUGAUUCUCCAGCUGGCGCUUAUCGUGCAGUUCUCCCUGGGAUUUGGCCAGGAGACUGGCUCCCUGCGAAUAAUGAAUGGCACAGCGGCCAAGGCGAAGCAGUUGCCUUACCAGGUUGGACUACUCUGCUACUUCGAGGGAUCCAAGGAUGAGCCCAAUAUGUGCGGGGGCACUAUCCUCAGUAAUCGUUGGAUUAUAACCGCAGCCCAUUGUCUGCAGGAUCCAAAGUCUAAUCUCUGGAAAGUGCUGAUCCACGUGGGAAAGGUGAAAUCCUUUGAUGAUAAAGAAAUCGUGGUCAACCGGAGCUACACCAUUGUCCACAAGAAGUUCGACCGUAAGACCGUGACAAACGAUAUAGCCCUGAUCAAAUUGCCCAAGAAGCUUAAAUUCAACAAGUAUAUCCAACCUGCAAAGUUGCCGAGUGCCAAGAAAACAUACACGGGUCGCAAAGCCAUCAUUUCGGGUUGGGGUCUGACUACCAAGCAACUGCCCAGCCAGGUGCUCCAGUACAUCCGGGCGCCCAUCAUCUCGAACAAGGAGUGCGAGAGGCAGUGGAACAAGCAGCUGGGCGGCAAAAGCAAGAAGGUCGUGCACAAUAGCUUCAUCUGCAUCGAUUCCAAGAAGGGUCUGCCAUGUCGCGGCGACUCCGGAGGUCCGAUGGUCCUGGACGAUGGCACCAGAACGCUGGUGGGCAUUGUAUCUCACGGAUUCGAUGGCGAGUGCAAGCUGAAGCUGCCCGACAUAUCCACCCGUGUUUCUGCCUACCUCAAGUGGAUUAAAUACUACUCCGGGGGACUUAAGUAGCUGAUGUGGAAUCAUUAAAAAUCGAAUCUCUUUUCAAA
Messenger RNA from Drosophila simulans, 858 nucleotides. RefSeq names its product chymotrypsin-1. Gene Ontology annotation, biological process: proteolysis. Gene Ontology annotation, molecular function: serine-type endopeptidase activity. The record is from RefSeq and is a predicted model, not a curated record. The transcript is spliced from 2 exons. The coding region runs from base 17 to 820 and encodes 267 amino acids. NCBI's taxonomy places the organism in Eukaryota, Metazoa, Arthropoda, Insecta, Diptera, Drosophilidae.